Molecule: messenger RNA, 1872 nt
Organism: Centropristis striata (black sea bass)
Lineage: Eukaryota; Metazoa; Chordata; Actinopteri; Perciformes; Serranidae
Product: zinc finger protein 501-like
Exons: 3
Coding region: 1-1485 (494 amino acids)
Biological process (GO): regulation of transcription by RNA polymerase II
Molecular function (GO): RNA polymerase II cis-regulatory region sequence-specific DNA binding; DNA-binding transcription factor activity, RNA polymerase II-specific
Source: RefSeq, a predicted model, not a curated record
AUGGUCCAGAGACUGAUGAGAAGACUGGAGAUUCUCCUGAACCUGAGACUGAUGACAGUGGUGAUUGGAAGAGCGCUGGUGGAGCAGCGACUGACUGCGGCUGCUGAAGAGAUAUUUGGGCUGUUUGAAAGAACGAUAGCAGAGUACGAGGAGGAACUUUGUCGUUCAAAAGAGAAGAACGAGCGACAACAGAAACUACUGGACGCUGUUUUCAACCCUCAGCUUCACUUACACAGAGCAGACGUCCAGCAGCUGUUGGUGGUUAAAGAGGAGUUUCCCUCUGAGGAACAGGAGAGGAGCUCCACUCUGGACCAGGAGGACCCAGAGCCCCCACACAUUAAAGAAGAACAGGAGGAACCUUGGACCAGUCAGCAGGGAGAGCAGCUUCAGGGGCUGGAGGAGGCUGAUAUCACCAAGUUCACAUUCACUCCUGUCCCUGUGAAGAGUGAAGAAGAUGAAGAGAAACCUCAGUCCUCACAGCUUCAUCAAACACAGACUGAACAGAUGGAAACAGAAGCUGAUGUAGAGGACUGUGAAGGACCAGUACCAGACAGGAACUCUGAUCCAGAGCCACAUUUACAACCUGAUACUGGUGACGAGACUGCAGACUCUUCUGAACCUGAGACUGAUGACAGUGCCGAUUGGAAGGAGACCAGAGAACCUCAGUCAGGUUUGAACUGUUUGAAAAAAGAUGGAUGUCCUGUCAGAGAUUCCUCAUUUCGUGCUGGUGAGAAACGAUUUAGCUGCUCUGAGUGUGGGAAAAGAUUUGGCUCCAAGCGCAAUCUGGAGAGACACAAGAGACUCCACACAGGAGAGAAACCUUUCAGCUGCUCAGUUUGUAAGAAAACAUUUACACGGAGUGGACAUUUAAAGUCACACAUGAGACUCCACACAGGAGAGAAUCUUUUCAGCUGCUCAGUUUGUAAGAAAACUUUUACAUGGAGGGAAACUUUAAAGUCACACAUGAGACUCCACACAGGAGAGAGACCUUUCAGCUGCUCAGUUUGUAAGAAAACUUUUACACAGAGUGGAACUUUAAAGAGACACAUGAGACUCCACACCGGAGAGAGACCUUUCAGCUGCUCAGUUUGUAAGAAAACUUUUACAGAGAGUGGAACCUUAAAGUCACACAUGAGACUCCACACCGGAGAGAGACCUUUCAGCUGCUCAGUUUGUAAGAAAACAUUUACACUGAGUGGACAUGUAAAGGCACACAUGAGACUCCACACAGGAGAGAGACCUUUCAGUUGCUCAGUUUGUAAGAAAACUUUUACAGAGAGUGGAACUUUAAAGUCACACAUGAGACUCCACACAGGAGAGAAACUUUUCAGCUGCUCAAUUUGUAAGAAAACUUUUACAGAGAGUGGAACUUUAAAGUCACACAUGAGACUCCACAUAGGAGAGAGACAUUUCAGCUGCUCAGUUUGUAAGAAAACUUUUUCACGGAGUGGGCAUUUAAAGAGACACAUGAGAGUCCACGCAUGAGAGAAACCUUUCAUAAAUGUGCUGGCCGCUAAUCCUCAAAGUUUCCUCAAAUUGAGGAGAACAAAUAAGCAGAGCCUCCAGCCAGCAGCCACAUGAAGAGAUGCAAACCUCUUUUUCGAUCUUUUUAAAGGACUCGAUAAAGUAUGACAAGUCUUUUUUAAAUGCUUUAAAGCUUGUAGUAACUUUUAUAAAUAUUCAUUCUGUGUGUAUGAAAUGUACGUACAAUACAAUUAAACAACACUUUCUUUUCCAUGAUGUUAUAUGAUAUUCAUUUCCUUUCUGUUCAUUUUUGUUUUGUUUUACAAAACGAAAGUUCACAAACUGAUAUUUUACUUCAAUAUUUGAUUGUAGAAGUGUAACAAUGACAACUUAAUUUUUUUCUAACAG